CGUUGUAUAAUCGUUCUAUCGCUAUCCGCUUCUAAUCCAACGAGACAGCUAUUUUCCUGAGCCCCUUUGUAAUCACGUGAUCUUCUUGUGUUUGGCUUGGCUUAAACAUGUUUUGGUAUUUUGAUGUUUGAUUAAAUUGGAAAGAAAGUUUUCUGAUAUUCGAGUUUUGAUUUUUGUUAACCUGGCACAAGCUAAGAAUCCGUUCAGGAGCAUACGCCGGAAAACAAACCUCAUUCCUUCCUUCCUUGGAAAGAAAGAAAAUUGCUUAUUUUUCACAUGAUGUCAGGGUUCAUUGCAGUUCAUGUUGGUGCUGGUUACCAUGGUGAAAGCUUGAGACCUGCUUACAAAAAAGUUUGCAAGCAAGCUUGCAGAGCAGCAACCGAAAUGCUACAAGAUGGCUGUGAUGCCGUAGAUGCAGUGACAGAAGCUGUGUCGUUUCUUGAAAAUUGUCCACUGACUAAUGCUGGCAUUGGUUCAAAUCUCUCUCUUGCUGGCACAGUAGAAUGUGACGCUGGAAUUAUGGAUGGUGCAAGUUUCGAUUAUGGUUCAGUUGGAGCAUUACGUAACAUAAAAAAUCCAAUUCAAGUUGCUAAAAAGUUAGUAGAAGUACAAAAAAAGGGUUUGUUAGCUUGUGGUCGCAUUCCUCCUUGUACUCUUGUUGACAAAGGAGCUUUAGAAUGGGCUUUAUACCAUGGAUUUAAGUAUACUCACAUGAAGGAUCUUUUAACAAAGAUGUCAGAAAAAAGUUUUGCAAGAAACUUACAUUUAUUAGAAAUGGCUUCUUUGCCAGUUUCUGAUUCUUCAUUAAGCAUUGAUGAAUCGGAACCAUCAUUUAAAGAUGAAUUAUUGGACACAGUUGGGGCAGUUUGUGUUGAUUCUUUUGGAAAUGUGUCAAGUGCUGUUUCAAGUGGUGGUUUGAACAUGAAACAUCCUGGGAGAUUAGGGCAAGCUUCUAUCUAUGGCUCAGGUUUUUGGGCUCAAAAUUCUUCUGAAGUUAAUAAACCGAGUGUAGCCUGUUCUGUUUCCGGGGCUGGGGAAUAUUUGGUCAAAACUAUGUUUGCUAAAGAAUGCUGUGAUAAAUUAUAUGAGAAAUAUGACUGUGUUUCUGCUCUUCAAGAUGUUUUUAAAGAAAAAUUUCUAAAUAGCCAAUAUUUGAGAAAAAUUGAUUAUAAAAUUGCUGGUGCUUUGACUCUGAAAUAUUAUAUACAAGAUAAUAUAUGUGAAAUAGAUUGGGCACAUAAUACGAGAACUAUGGUUUUAGGUUACAGCAGCACAAAAAGUAGAAAACCAAUUACUCAAGUAUCGGAGCAAUCUCGUGAUAAUGUUAGUAUCUGUGGAAGUGGAAUAAUUCUAAACGGUUGAAUUUUCUUUAUAGCAUAUUUUGACUUUAAAUGAUACAGUCCAUCCCAUGUAGUUUGAUUCUGCCUCAUCACCCCUUCCUCUCUAGUGAUGUCAUAUCCAUCACUGGAAGAGAUGGGGGAUAUAUGUAAAUAAAUAAAUAAAUAUAUAUACUUAUAAAUGUGAUGAAUGAUUGAUAAUGUUAAAAUCUUAAAACUAAUUUGGGAUACAAAUGCAAUGUCUUUUUAUAUACAAGCAGCUUUGGUACUGAAAUAAGAAAUAUGCAUUUUUUCAAUUUAUUGACAAAUGUUCACUGCAUUAUUUCCAUUUAGUUAGUUUUAUUUAAUCCAAGUUAUUUUCCAUUUUAGCUUAUAAUCAGUUAUAAAUUUCUUUUGUUUUUACUAUAGAAUAUAAUAUUUGCAAAUGACAUUAGGCUAAGUACAUUUGAUAAGUCUAAAAGCUUGACUUAUAAUAUAAUCUUUUUUAUUAUUAUUAUUUUAUUUACCUAAUGUUUUGAAUGGCAUAUUUGUUCUAAAACAAAAUUUGCCAAUUGUAAUGAGUUUACAUUUCAGAAAUUUUUAACCCUUUGUACUCAAAUGAUGCCUCUCGCUCACCAUUCAAGACAGUGCAUCAUUUUGACCUUUUAUUUAUCAAUUUUUUUGUUAAAAAUACCUACAGAAUGGUUAAAUGAUGUAGAUUCAUUUUUCGGGGAAAUUCAACUUUAAGCAAUUAUAUAUAUAUGUGUGUGUUUGUAUUUAUAUGUCUGUGUGUUUGUAUAUAUAUGUCUGUGUGUAUGUAUAUAUAUUGGAGCAAUAAACAAGCCCUUAUAUUAAGUGAAUAAUUAUGCAUCAUAAUAAAAAUUCUGGAUUUGAGAAAAUAAAAAAUUUCUAAAUUUUGGCUGCAACUAUAUGAAAGUCAAUCAUUAUAUAAUUAUUUUUCUUUUUUUUAAUUUUAUAAUUUUUUUAAUGUAACCAUUUUAGUAUUACACUUUCUCAUCCCCUAUGCCUUUAAUAUGUCCUACAGAGAGACAAGAAUUGACCCCUUAUCAAAAAAAUAUGAAAUCUCUAAAUUUUGGGCGUUGUUUGUAGAACAGCAUCACUAUAAAUGAAAAUUCUAAUAAAAAUAAUCCCGAGGGGGGGGGUAUGUAAUUUAUUGUAAUGUAUCAAAAAAUUAGCCUUUGGUAUUUCAAAUUUGCAGCAUUGAAAGAAAGAAAGCUUUAAGAAUCUGAAUUAUUCUUUAUUACCGCCAAGUAUGAUAAUAAACUGCAUUAUUAAUAUUUUUGGAGCCAGGCUGAAAAUGAAAUCUCUUUUGUAAAAAAUAUCUCGAAUCCUGAUCCUCUAAGCAGGAAUCUUUAUACACACUUAAAUGUCUAUAAAUCAUCUUAAUGCACCAUAAAGUUAUAUUAAUAAUCUCUAUCUACUGCUGAUUAAAUAUUUUAUAUCUGUACCUGCUUCUUGAAUAGCUCUAUAUUUGUUUCCUUCUAUUUCUGUUUAUUAUAAAUAAAUAUUUUAUAUCCAUUCCUGCUUUUUGAAUAUCUCUGUAUUUGUUUCCCAUGUAUUGACUGUUUUAUGUAAAAACGCUAUUAAUUUGUUCACUACACAGUGUUUGGAAAUAAAAAAAUAUUCUACA
Molecule: messenger RNA, 2967 nt
Organism: Argiope bruennichi
Lineage: Eukaryota; Metazoa; Arthropoda; Arachnida; Araneae; Araneidae
Product: threonine aspartase 1-like
Exons: 2
Coding region: 277-1362 (361 amino acids)
Biological process (GO): protein maturation
Molecular function (GO): threonine-type endopeptidase activity
Source: RefSeq, a predicted model, not a curated record